This is a messenger RNA of Psylliodes chrysocephalus, 621 nucleotides long. Lineage: Eukaryota; Metazoa; Arthropoda; Insecta; Coleoptera; Chrysomelidae. The record is from the annotation of a GenBank genome assembly.
AUGCCGGAAGUGAGACCGGCGCGCGAACUCUCGCUUGGUGAUGUAGCAAGGCACUUUUUUGGGGUGUUUUGUUGUGAACAGAUGUGCGAAAAAGUCGAUUCGUUUGUGGAAACACAAAACCAAAAUGUUGAGGAAAAUGUGAAAAAAGCGGAGCAAAGAAUUAUAGAAAAUAAAAAACAAGAGGAAAAGAAAUUGGAUAAAAGGUUAGGAGAUAUGAGAAAGCAAAUAGAUCAUCAAAUGAUAGAAAAACUAACCCAAACACGAACAAAAGUCAAUAAUGGAAUGAAAGAGGAAAAGCGGGAUGAUGUCAGUAGAAAAAUAAAGGAUAUAGAAACAAGAUUAAGAAAUUUACAACAAGUAUAUUCAACUAUUCAAGAUAUGGAUAACGAAAAAUCAGGAACAAGAAUAAAGAAUAAUUAUAUUUUAUUGCAAUUAAGGAAGACCAUAAGUUUGAGGGAGACAAUGGAAAAAUUCGAAGAUAAGUCCUUCAGUUUUUCAGAAAAGAAAGAGAACUUAAAAUUGAGGCAGUAUAAACACGUGAAAAGAGUGAAAGAAAAAAUAAUAAUUACACAAAUAUUCGAAACUAAAAAAAUUAAAACAAAAGGCAAGAUUUCGACUUAG